This is a messenger RNA of Saccostrea cuccullata (small rock oyster), 1384 nucleotides long. Its product is annotated as twist-related protein 2-like. Gene Ontology annotation, cellular component: nucleus. The coding region runs from base 184 to 768 and encodes 194 amino acids. Gene Ontology annotation, molecular function: E-box binding; protein dimerization activity; DNA-binding transcription factor activity, RNA polymerase II-specific. The record is from RefSeq and is a predicted model, not a curated record. NCBI's taxonomy places the organism in Eukaryota, Metazoa, Mollusca, Bivalvia, Ostreida, Ostreidae. The transcript has a single exon. Gene Ontology annotation, biological process: positive regulation of transcription by RNA polymerase II; sensory organ development; axon development.
CCCCAUAACCAGCGUACUAAGUUAAAUAUCGACAAAACUACAGGGGAUGUCGAAAUGAAAUUAAAACCCCAUGUGUAACUCAAGAAAAGGGCCACUGAAACAAUUCAGCUGGAAAACUAUUUUACGAUAGAAAUUAAUAAUUUAGAGAACUUAACGAAGAAGAGAUAUUGACGCUAUACAAAUAUGAUGCAGGAACUGGUCAGGAUGGAUUCGUUCAUGUUACCGUCGUCUGUGAUGCGUGCUGCUAUCGACACAGACUCCGCGCAGAAGACAGGGAUGCCGUGUGCCUUGACUUUCUCUAUCCAGGAUUUAAACAGCAGUCUCCCAACAGAUACCAUGGAUACGGACAGUUUUGGAACCCCCUCUUCUUAUAUCCCCAGUGAUAGCGACACGCCCCUCUCCACCCCCGAUACCCCCCUCACCCCACGUCACGGACUGGUGCGAUCGAACCAUUUCUUAUUCCCCGGUGAUUCCGGCUUCCACGCUAGUCAUAUCUACUCUCUAAACAGCGAAAAAGUUUCAUUGAAAAGUUCUACCAAAACUAAAAAGCGAACUUCAGUUGCUCCAAGCAAAGACGUGCUGAAGCGCAGACGACUAGCGGCAAACGCCAGAGAAAGACGGCGGAUGGAGAGUCUGAACGUAGCGUUCGAUCGUCUGCGAGAGGUGAUUCCGUCGGCGGGAGAAGACCAGAAACUAUCCAAGUACGAAACACUGCAAAUGGCGCAGAGUUACAUAGGGGCACUGCAGGAGCUACUGGAGAAAAAGUGAGAAAUUAACAGAAAUUAGACCCAAAGAAGAGACAGGGUCUAAGUAACUUACUGUACAGAAAUUUGUACAAAGUGAUAAAAGAGGAACGAGAUGGAACCGCUUUAAAAGGCCGCUCAGAAAUGUGUUCCUAAUUGUACAUCACGGGUGACACGGCGAAUAACAGGGAAACGAUAGAUUUAAAUGUGCCACUAUCUCCCCAAUCAGACCCGUGUAUAAUGGGGUGCCCCCGUCACAAUAGACGACUUCCGCUAAAAAGAACAAAAUAUUGUGAUUAUGUAACAAGAAACUGGAUAGCAUCGUCUCAUCAAGUUCGCCACUAUUGACGAGACACAAAAGACACGUCAUAAAAAUACAAAAUUUAUUCCGAUUUCUCUGAAAUUGUUAUAAUUCUGUUUAUUCGUACGGACCAUUUCUGGAAGACACCAUGCACUGCCUGACUGUACAGACUGCUUUUACGUGAAAUGCUAUAUGUAACCCAAAAAAAUUUACUGUGCCUUACACACUCUUUUGUCUAUUAAGAGCUGUGUGUUAUCAACUUUUUUGUUAUUGUAUAUUUUAUUCUUUUAUAUUGUGCUCCCUUUUCGCGCAGCUUUUUGUUCUAUGUUAACUAAUCAUA